Acaulospora morrowiae is the source of this 297-nucleotide messenger RNA. The record is from the annotation of a GenBank genome assembly. Lineage: Eukaryota; Fungi; Glomeromycota; Glomeromycetes; Diversisporales; Acaulosporaceae.
CACGGACACUCGUUCUGGAUUAUUGCCCAAGGCGAAAUAGGCAGUAAUCUCCAGCCCCUUAGUUCCUUAAAGUUUAACUUUGACGAUCCACCAUUCCGCGACAUAAUAACACUCAAAGAACUUAGCUUAAGUGUAAUCAGGUACUACGCGGACAAUCCUGGUGUCUGGAUGCUCCAUUGUCACAUUGAAUGGCACAUUGAAUUGGGAAUGGUAGUUCAAUUGGUCGAAUUGCCAGAGAUAUUCUCGAAAUACGUUGUUCCUAAUGAUGUUCAUAGGCUUUGUACAAGUAUAUCGUAG